ACGUUGAGAGUGAAAAUGGCCCGUACCAAACAGACUGCUCGUAAAUCCACUGGUGGCAAGGCGCCACGCAAACAACUGGCUACCAAGGCCGCACGUAAAAGUGCUCCAGCAACCGGUGGCGUGAAGAAACCUCAUCGGUAUCGCCCUGGCACUGUUGCCCUGCGUGAAAUCCGUCGUUACCAGAAGAGUACCGAGCUGCUGAUCCGCAAACUGCCUUUCCAGCGGUUGGUUCGUGAAAUCGCUCAAGAUUUCAAAACCGACUUGCGUUUCCAGAGCUCAGCAGUAAUGGCCCUGCAGGAAGCUAGCGAAGCCUAUCUGGUCGGUCUCUUCGAAGAUACCAACUUGUGUGCCAUCCAUGCCAAGCGUGUCACAAUCAUGCCCAAGGACAUCCAACUGGCCAGACGUAUUCGUGGCGAGCUGAGCAGCAGCAAAAUAAUACCACCAGUGAGGUGGCUGUCGGAUACCAACCAACUAACAGCGAUACUAAAAAACGAAAAGGGCGAAAUAGCGUCCACCUAUACAUCGAAAACGGAACAGCGGCGUCGGAGCAUCGGCGUCAAUAUGAUCGGGGCCGGAAUGGAGGACGACGACGAGGAGGAGGUUGAUGCGGCCCAUGCACAGCCCCCAGACCAUUCUCAGGCUCCCGAUAUCAACGACGCUACCCAAGUGCAACAUCAUCAUCUUCAGCAGCGACAGCAACGUCAUUAUCUUCAGCAGCAUCAUCGUCUUCAGCAGCGACGGCAGCAUCAUCAUCCUCAGCAGCGACAGCAGCAGCAGCAACGUUGUCAUCAUCUCCAGCGACGGCAGCAGCGGAAGCAGCAGCAUCAAAUAUGGUUGAGAGUGAAAAUGGCCCGUAUCAAACAGACUGCUCGUAAAUCCACUGGUGGCAAGGCGCCACGCAAACAACUGGCUACCAAGGCCGCACGUAAAAGUGCUCCAGCAACCGGUGGCGUGAAGAAACCUCAUCGGUAUCGCCCUGGCACUGUUGCCCUGCGUGAAAUCCGUCGUUACCAGAAGAGUACCGAGCUGCUGAUCCGCAAACUGCCUUUCCAGCGGUUGGUUCGUGAAAUCGCUCAAGAUUUCAAAACCGACUUGCGUUUCCAGAGCUCAGCAGUAAUGGCCCUGCAGGAAGCUAGCGAAGCCUAUCUGGUCGGUCUCUUCGAAGAUACCAACUUGUGUGCCAUCCAUGCCAAGCGUGUCACAAUCAUGCCCAAGGACAUCCAACUGGCCAGACGUAUUCGUGGCGAGCGUGCUUAAGUUGACAUUUCUUCGACAAGCGCAUA
This is a messenger RNA of Drosophila obscura, 1283 nucleotides long. Its product is annotated as mediator of RNA polymerase II transcription subunit 25-like. The transcript is spliced from 4 exons. The record is from RefSeq and is a predicted model, not a curated record. Gene Ontology annotation, molecular function: DNA binding; structural constituent of chromatin; protein heterodimerization activity. The coding region runs from base 16 to 1257 and encodes 413 amino acids. Gene Ontology annotation, cellular component: nucleosome. NCBI's taxonomy places the organism in Eukaryota, Metazoa, Arthropoda, Insecta, Diptera, Drosophilidae.